Talaromyces rugulosus is the source of this 393-nucleotide messenger RNA. RefSeq lists its product as uncharacterized. The transcript has 3 exons. NCBI's taxonomy places the organism in Eukaryota, Fungi, Ascomycota, Eurotiomycetes, Eurotiales, Trichocomaceae. Bases 1 to 393 code for a protein of 130 amino acids. The record is from RefSeq and is a predicted model, not a curated record.
AUGGUGGUAGCAAUCCUGACAGAGGUGACUGCCAAGGAAUCAGUCAAAGCGGCUUUUGAAACUGCUCAAGCUUCUUUUGAGAAGAUUGACGUGGUUGUGAAUGUCUGCGGAGUCAUGAACAAUGGCCCUGGGAUUGGAGAAAUCGAGCUGUCACAAUGGUUUAGAGAUUUUGAAGUCAAUGUCAAAGGCUCCUACAACAUUGCCCAUAAGCAUAUCAAAUUUGCUGGAGGAGAAGGGACUAUCGUCUUUGUUGUCAGCAUGGGCGCGUCAUUCACGGUGCCCGGUAUCAGCUCGUACUCGGCCAGCAAACUGUCCGUCAUUAAGUUGGCUGAAUAUUUGAACGCAGAACACUCUCAGCUUCGAGUCUUCGCUGUCCAUCCCGGUAUCCUCUAG